AUGGUAGGCUGUGCUAAGAGCAUGAAGCUGGCCAAGGUAACACUGCUCCCCUGUUCCAACACAGGUGAUGUGAAGGGUGACACCCUGAUAGAUAUUGGCAGUGGCCCCACCAUUUACCAGCUCCUUUCUGCCUUUAACGAGAUCAUCAUUUUGGACUAUACAAACCGGAACUGCCAGGAGCUGGAGAAGUGGCUGAAGAAGGAGCCGGGAGCAUUUGACUGGACUCCAGUGGUGAAAUAUAUGUGCAAGCUGAAGGGACAGAGGGAAAAGUGGGCUGAGAAGGAAGAGAAACUGAGGAAGAAAGUGAAGCAGGUUCUAAAAUGUGAUGUGAGGAAACCCAACUCUCUGGCCCCCCUGACACUGCCUGCGGCCGACUGCCUGCUCUCCAUGCUGUGCUUGGAAGCUGCCUGCAAAGACCUGGGCACCUUUCAUGGUUCCCUGAAGAACAUCAGCUCCCUGCUAAAGCCAGGGGGACACUUGGUAACAGUGACGGUGCUGAAAGAAGCCUACUACAUGGUUGACCAGCGCUGCUUCUCCUGCCUGUACCUGGACCAGGAGUCAGUGGAAGAAGCCAUUAAAGAUGCUGGGUUUGACAUCAAGUUCUUCAAGGAGAUUCAGGAACAUUCCCCAAACACCUUUGCAGACUUUGGAGCCUUGCUCCAUGUGGUUGCAUGCAAGCCGGGCCCUAAACCAGCACAAUGAAGAGCGUUGCUCAGUAUUGACGCCAGCUUGAAUCCUUAUUUGUCUGCUCUGCAUCACACCCAGAAAAUGCUGAUGCACAGCAUAGCAGGUGAGCCACUUUGGCCAAAAAUUACCUCUUGCUUUUCAAUAAAGUGGAGCUGGAAACCUCUGCCAGCUUGAAAGGAUU
This is a messenger RNA of Gavialis gangeticus (Gharial), 868 nucleotides long. RefSeq names its product nicotinamide N-methyltransferase-like. Gene Ontology annotation, cellular component: cytosol. NCBI's taxonomy places the organism in Eukaryota, Metazoa, Chordata, Crocodylia, Gavialidae. The record is from RefSeq and is a predicted model, not a curated record. Gene Ontology annotation, molecular function: N-methyltransferase activity.